AUUUUAUAACAAACCAAAUUAUUCUCAGAUAUCAAUAUGAGCAAAAGUUGUUCAUUAUACUUUCAUUCUUGCACUUUCAUUUCCAUUUGAUCAUGUGACCAAGUCAUGUGACUUAGCAGAGGUCACAAACAAACAUGGCGGCUACAGCUAAAGAAAAGUUUGAUGCAGCCGUAAAAGUAAUUCAAAGUUUACCCAAAAAUGUAUUAGAACCACACCUUUAACUGAGAGUAUGUAGAUUUGUAGUGUGUUGUGCAGUGUUGUAUUGGCUUCGUUUCCUUGACCACUAUUGUAAUUGUGGCUAGUUUCAGCAGGCUCCUACCAACCAUCCUACAGUUUGAUGCUCAGAUUCUAUGGCCUCUUCAAGCAAGCAUCAGAGGGGGACUGUACUCAACCUAAACCUGCUUUCUGGGAGGUGGUCAAGAAGGCAAAAUGGGAUGCUUGGAUGAAGUUUGAAGGGAUGGAUGAGGAAGAGGCUAUGAUUAAAUAUGUUGAUGGUUUAAAAGAGAUUAUAGAAACUAUGCCUCACACUGAAGAUGUCGGUGAUUUCAUUGAUAAACUUGGUGACUUUUAUGAACUAGUGGAUCUUAAGUUUCCUGGGAAUGGAGACAAAUAUUUUAAAAAGUUACGAGAUGGAAGUCCUGUUCAACAAAAUAGCAGUAGUGAUGAUGAUAUAGAGAAAAUUGAUCCAGAUGAGUUUAGGAGAAACAGGACACCAUCUGGUGACUCAGGAAUACAAAACAACCAUGACAUCAUACAUGCUGACUUGCAACGAGUCCCUAGUUACAAUCUUGAACCUGUUACUUUUGACCCUGAAGCUGCUCAAUACCAGCUGCCAGCUAAACCUGGAUCAGCCCCACCAACUGUCAAUGGAGAUCCAAUCAAUUUGAAUGGCUUUGAACAUGUGACUGAUCCACAGGAUUCAGAUGGAGAGGAGUUUUGUGAUACAUCAGAGCAACCAACAGAAGAUCAAACAACAGCAAAUUAUAGUCAGUUCAACAAUUCAUCUACCCCAGUCAAAGAUUCUGGAUUUACAUCAAUAGGGACACAUUAUGUAGAUGGUGCUACUACAGUUACUUCACAAGCUGAUGUACAUUUAAGGGGAAUUUCCCCAAUCACUGUUGAAACCCAGUUAAGUUCAGUUACACAUACAGCAACUGGAGGACAGGGUAGUUCUAGCCCAGGACACUCAAGCUCCUCUGGGAGCUCAGACAGUUCAGUAGGAGUUAUCCAAACUGGUGAUCAUAAUUAUGCCAAGUUUGAAGGGGAGGCCCCUAAAGGGGGAAUUCAUGGUGUUCCGAGUGAUCCUAUGAUACAUCGGGGUGGUGGUGAAACAGCGGCAGAAGGAGGCAAUUCCAGGACACAACCUGCAGAGGGUGCUACUAAUCUAUACAACCAAAGAGGUGGAGCUUUACAAAGACAAAACCUCAACUCAGGUCGGCAACAGUUAGUGAGUGGGGGUGCUGGAGGGGGUAGAGACCAGGGACCACCCCAGUAUUAUAGAGUAGAUGUCAAUGAGCAAAUAGCCACAGCCCUAGUCAGAUUACAGCAGGAUAUGAACAGUGUCUUAACUAGGCUAAACACUUUAGAAACACUUUCUGUUGUUCAAACACAAGCAAAAGAAAAAGAACGCAAAGAGAAAGCAAGAAAUCAGUCUCCCAGUUGGUGGCCCUUUCCUCAAAUUAAUGGUCGUACUGCUUUUUUCAUUGUCAUCUGGCCAUUUAUCGCACAUUGGAUAAUACGGGUGCUUGCAAAUAGGAGACGGAGACCAUAAGAUACCAACGGACAUUCCACAAGGCUCAAUGGGAACACAAGUCAAUGAUAACACAAUUAAUGCUUGUAUCAGGAAGGAGUUUGCCUCAUGUUUCCAUACAUUUAAAGAAGUGAACUUUGAUCCUACCAUUCCUACUAUACAAAAUAUGUACUUAUAGCCCUUGUGCCACAUUCUUGAACUCUCAUCAGAGUAUUUGUGUAGGACAGCACUUUUAUUUUUCUUUAAGUAUUUUAAACCUUUAGCCAAUCAAAGACUGUGUUUCAUCAUUUGGAGGUAAUAUUCAAAUGAGUGAAUCUAAAAGGGGCAUAAUGAGUUUGAGUAAAUAAAGAAUCAGCAGUGGAAAUGACUUCUUGAUGAACGCCCUGAAGAAUGAUUGGCUUAUCUGCCAUUCUAAGCCUAAUUUUUGACUGCAUGCCUAACAUGCCUUCUUGGGUAAGGAAGUGAAACAAAUUUUAGUGAUAUGAAUAGGAAUCGAAAUUACAAUGUAUUUGAAGACAACCAGGGCUUCAGCUAAGGACUGGUCUGAUGGUCAUUAUCAGCUUGUUUACUUUUUGUAUCGACUAGCUGAUAUUUUCAUUUUAUGAAAUAUACAAGGUAUGUAUAAAUUGUAUAGGAAAAACUGUUUUAAACCAGCUGAUACAUAGCUGAUACAUAAUUUUGACCAGCUGGUUUAAAUCCUUAGCUUGAGUACUGAAUAAACGCUGAACUUUUUAAACAAACAAAUUCAAACAGGAGUAAUAUUGUGUAAAACGUCUAUGUGUAUGUAUGGAAAAGCAUAAUGUGUAAAGAUGGAAUAAUAUGGUCCAUAAACUAUUGCAGUAUUAUAUUAAUAAUAAAUUAUGUCGUAAAUUGAAUUGUGUACAUAAAUGUGAAUGUAAUUGUUAUUUGUACAGGUGAAAAUGAAAUGGAUUUUAAAUAGGUAAAGGGUAUUGUUUCGAUAUUAUAUUAAUCUGAUUAUUAAAUUAAUUAUCUGAAUUCAAGCUGGUUUUUUUCAGAAAUCCUUCACAUUUAAAACAUCUGACAAUAUCCUUUAAGUGUU
Owenia fusiformis is the source of this 2810-nucleotide messenger RNA. Lineage: Eukaryota; Metazoa; Annelida; Polychaeta; Sabellida; Oweniidae. The record is from the annotation of a GenBank genome assembly.